GGGCGGAGUGUCUGAGGCGGACUUGACUCCAUUUGUAAUGAAGGAUCUGAUGAGCGGGGUUCAGAUCAGGGCUGCCGCCGAGACCGCGAGGGCAAUGAGAAGAGGAGCGAUUUAAAUGAGGAAGAAAUCACAUCCGCUCUGAGCGGAUCUCUCAGCUUUCACAGCCGGCGGUGACCGGGGGGAGGCAGCGGAGAGGAGCAGCCGCCGUGUGCGCGCAGGGAGGCGGACACUGGAGCGAGACACAACCCGAUGAUAUUUCGGAGCUUCACGGGGAGACAUGGUGGAUUUUUAAGAACCGACGCUGCAACAUUUGGCCAUUUGGAUUUUUAAAAAACAAUUUAGUGGAAAUAAAAGAGCAAGAUCAAAAAGAAAAACACGAGCAGGCUGCAGAGUGCGCAGCAGCAGGAUGAGCGUGUUUUCUGCAGGGAGAGCAGAGCAGUGCGUUUGAGUGGGACAUGGCAAACGGAGGGGACCAGUUCGGCCUUGCAGAGCGUCCGGAUUCUGACUGCAUGGAUUCCCCAAAAGAGACCAAACAGGAAAAUCCGAGCUACACCUUAAACUCACCAGCGUCACCGCAGACGACGUCCAGCCAGCAGGUACCGGCCUGUACUGUGGAUCACAAUGGGAUGGAGGGAAUCAAGGUUUUCCUCCAUGACAGGGAACUUUGGACAAAGUUUGAUGAAGUGGGAACUGAAAUGAUCAUCACCAAGGCUGGACGGAGGAUGUUCCCCAGCUACAAGGUGAAGGUCACAGGACUUAAUCCAAAAACAAAGUACAUACUCCUGAUGGACCUCGUGCCCGCAGACGACCACCGAUACAAAUUCGCAGACAACAAAUGGUCGGUAACGGGGAAGGCGGAGCCCGCGAUGCCCGGCAGGCUUUACGUUCAUCCGGACUCUCCAGCCACCGGAGCUCACUGGAGCCGCCAGCUCGUCUCCUUUCAGAAGCUCAAACUCACCAACAACCACCUGGACCCCUUUGGACAUAUAAUACUCAACUCCAUGCACAAAUACCAGCCUCGCCUCCAUAUUGUCAAGGCGGACGAGAACAACGGCUUCGGCUCAAAAAAUACAGCUUUCUGCACCCACGUCUUCUCUGAGACAGCCUUCAUCGCUGUGACGUCCUACCAGAACCACAAGAUUACACAGCUGAAGAUAGAGAAUAAUCCUUUUGCUAAGGGCUUCAGAGGCAGUGAUGACAACGAGCUGCACCGCAUGGCCAAACUGCAAGGUAAGGACUACCCUGUGGUCCCUCGCAGUACUGUCCGUCAGAGGGCCUGCUCCACUGGGAGUCCCUUCAGUGGGGACGGUAGGGGUCUUCGGGGUUCCCCUGAAGCUGUCGGGUCCCCCUACAGCUGUGAGAACGGCUUGAGCAGCGGAAGUCCCCAGGAGCUGCAUAGGGCUCCUCCUGCACACUACACCCUGCCUCAUCCUCACCUGCAGCACGGCCAGCAGCCGCAGGUCUACCACUGCACCAAGAGGAAAGUGGAUGAGAACUGCUCUUCAGGAAACCGGCAGCACCCAUACAAGAAGCCCUUCACUGGCAGCUCUCCAAGUGAGGGAGAGUCUUACUACCACCCCUCCUCCUAUCCUCCUCCUCCACCUGGUCUGUCCAACAACCUGCUCACUGACUCCCCCUACAGCUCAGACAUGGGACAGCGUCAGGCGUGCAUGUUUGCCGGCUCCGAGCCCAGACUGGAUGAACUCAACUGUACAUCCUGGUCCUACACCUGCCCGCUCCCCUCCGCCAUGACCCCCAUGGAGCCCUACCCACCUUACACCCCUCAUCCUCCCUACAGCUCCAGCCCUCAGGGCUCUCGACUCAGCGCUAUAGCCCACCAGAGUUCUCCGCCUCUGGGAGAACACAUCGCCCAUGACCCCUAUCAGAGCUCUGGACCUCCGUCUCAGAGCUCCCAAAACAUUCACAGCCGGCAGCUCAGCCCUCCUCUACGAGAGUAUCCUCGCUACACGCCCAACCUGUCUCCGCCUCUCUACCACACGCUAGAGACGCACACACACAUCAGGUGUGGAGUCCCAGAGUGGAGUGCAGCCUCCUAACUGACCCAGAGGACUGAAAGACUUAUUAGUGGACAGAGAUUCCUCGUCUCAAACUCCUUCUUUCUGCUCUUCUGAAAAACGCUGCGCCAUAUACAGACUAAAUAUGAUAUUACCUUUGUAAAAUAUUUGUGAAAAGUGUGAUUUUGUGCUGUGUGAAGAGGUGCGUCAUGUUAACCCCCUGUGCUGGAUGGAGCCGUGGAAGAGUGGACUUGGACAUCCAUGAAGAUUCUGACGUUCACGAAAAAAAAAAAAUGUCUGAACAGCACAAUCAAAGUUGUACUUUAUCGUCUUUUCAUAACCCAAAGACUGGUGUCAUCCAAAUGUUUGCACUGUGAGCCCUGAUUAGGCCGGACCGUGAGCAGCAUUAGGCUGUUCUCCUCUCAAUGACUCCCUCUCUCUCCGUUGUGAAGGAUGUAAAUUGUGACCCACUGUCAGACAGGCAGUAACAUUUACUGACCAAAAUAAUCUCAGCUCUCACAGCCGAGCCUGAGGGACACGUUUUUUCUCUUUAGUGGAGCAAAGCGCAGCUCCAUGCUCAGUCUCAGUGAAGGAGAAAAGGCAUGAGUCGUCUGUGUGUGCGUGUGUGUGUGUUUGUAUGUAAAGCCUAUGUCAGCUCAGCUCAAGGAUGCUAUGAGUUAAUUUCCAAUGAGACAGGCAGUAGUAGCUGCAGGCUGCACCAUAGAAAUAAACAGUUUGUUUAGACCACGCUACAGGCUGAAGGACCUGUAAACACUGCUUCCACUGCAUUCUGGGUAAAUGCACAACUCAGCGUCACGCAGCUGUCACCGAUGUCCUCUCAGUCACCCCCAGCUGACCAAUCAGCUUUCGCCAUUCACUGAGAGCCAGCCAAUGAGCAGGCGGCUUCCUUUUAUCCCCAGCUGACCAGUCAGAGCAGGAGCGCAGCAUGCUUCAUGUGUGCGUGUGUGUGGCCCAUUUUUGUUUGUUUCUGAAUUAUUCAUGAGUCCGGUGCUGAUCCUUGACAUGAAAGGAUUGCUCAGCAAACGUAAAGAAUCACAGUGCUGUGAGGUUGACGCACCAACUCGUUAAAAUAUUCUUUUUAGCCUCUUUAUUUUUAAUCUGAAUGCUCCCUGUCACAUCCAUACAGCGCGUCCGCAUUAAUCGCUCUGACAAGAUUGGGUUAAAUACAUUUCCCUGCAGAUAUGAGUAGCAUUACCGUCCUCCUUUCAGCUAACUGUAAAGAAACAUUUGUGGACACACUGUGUAAGCUGAGAUUUUGGUUUAUUUUUGUGUAAUGAAGCAGUUUUUAUAUAUUUGCCAAGUGUUUUACAUGCAGUAACAUGUGAGAAGGUGCUCAAACGUUACAAACCAUCAGUGUGCAGAGAGCAGGGGCCUCAUUACAGAUAGUAUCCUAACUGCUUGCCCUAUCUUAAGUUUAGUUUCAAAAAUAGGAGAAAUCCUGACUGCCUAUUGCAGAACCAAUUUCUAAACUCAUGAGGGUGUUGACCUUUUCUGUCUAAAGAAAUCUUAACUAUAGCUGUAAAUUUGAUUCUUCAGUGAGCACUCGUCUGGUCAUGCAGGUUUCUUUGACUAUAUUGAACCGGUAAUAUAAUUAUAAUAUAAUAUAAUAUCAACAUCUCUCGUUAGGUCUCAUGAAAAAAAAAAGGCAGCUGUUAAAUUUUAGCUGCGAGCAGUCGGAAGCACUAAUUGUGUCAGUGAAGGAGAGGAAACCCCAGCUUUAAGGGAAGUUUUUCCUCUCAAUUAUUAUCCUCUCAAAGACAAAUAUUUUUACAAUCCUGGUUCUUAAAAAAGUUAGGACGUUGUCUAAAUAAAACAGAAUGCUUAAUUUCUUCAUCCUUUUUCACAUAUAUUUCAUUGAAAACUGACAAUAUGAUAUAUGUUCAAACUGAUAAACUUUUGCUUUUUUGUAAAUGUACACUCUGUUCAAUUCUGAAUUUGAUGUUUUUAUGUUUUAUUAACAUUUUACACAGCGUCCUAACUUUAUUGGGAUUGGGGUUGUAAUUUAGGUGAUUAAUUAAUUUUAAAACAAACAGUUGUCAUUAAAGAUUAAUUCAAUCAAAUAAAAAUCAAUCAUCAAAUUUUUUCGCAAUGAUUUGUCUUGACAGUUAGUAAAUUUAUACUCAUUCAUAAGUUGUCGGGUAAUUUUAAAGCAUCAUCGUACGGGUUUCGAAGCCUUUUAAUCAUUAUAUUUUUGUGUUCAUGUCAUGCCAUUUUAAGGCAGUUAUUUUGAAAUUAGGACAAGGUCUAUGCCAUCCUAACUAAGAAUAUUUAAUUUGGCAAAUCCCUUAAUUCGGACUGUUCUGUAAUAGCUAAACUCCUAUUAAAAGAUUAGAUUUUUUUCUGAGCUGCGGUUAGGAAACAUGUUUCUGUAAUACCAAAAAUUCUAAAUAUUAUCUGUAAUUAGGCCCCAGAUCCUCGUCAUUCCUGGAUGUGUAUUUGAUUUGUGUGUGUGUGUGUGAGAGAGAGUAUGUGUGUGUGUGUGUGUGUGUGUGUGUGUGUGUUACAAUGAGAUUUUUUUUAUAACCGUAUUCCUGCUCAUAGUAUUUAUUACUCUAGAUUUGUAAAGAUUAGUUUGUUGUUAACUUGUGAAACAAGACGGUAUUGUUCAGAGAUAUUUGUUUCUCUUUGAAGGUUUGUUUCUGGUUUCACCUUCCAUCUCCAAGUGGUGAUAAAUAGUUGUGAUAAACAAACAAAACAUUUCUGUUCUAUGGAAAUAAAGACAGAUUUAUAUACAGAAAAUUGAAUAAAUUUUAGAGAA
Messenger RNA from Centropristis striata (black sea bass), 4794 nucleotides. RefSeq names its product T-box transcription factor 5b (gene tbx5b). Gene Ontology annotation, molecular function: RNA polymerase II cis-regulatory region sequence-specific DNA binding; DNA-binding transcription factor activity, RNA polymerase II-specific. Gene Ontology annotation, cellular component: nucleus. Gene Ontology annotation, biological process: cardiac left ventricle formation; positive regulation of DNA-templated transcription; cell fate specification. The transcript is spliced from 9 exons. The record is from RefSeq and is a predicted model, not a curated record. The coding region runs from base 456 to 2057 and encodes 533 amino acids. Lineage: Eukaryota; Metazoa; Chordata; Actinopteri; Perciformes; Serranidae.